Messenger RNA from Amphibalanus amphitrite, 933 nucleotides. RefSeq lists its product as uncharacterized. The transcript is spliced from 4 exons. Lineage: Eukaryota; Metazoa; Arthropoda; Thecostraca; Balanomorpha; Balanidae. The record is from RefSeq and is a predicted model, not a curated record. Bases 71 to 598 code for a protein of 175 amino acids.
CAACUCCACCACAGCGACAGAGAGGCUCGGGCUGCGCUCGAGGACCCGGCGCCGCGUGCCCGUCCUCUACAUGAAGAAAAACAACAAGAAACGACCGUGUGUGAACACAGGCGGAAUUCUGUCCGGAUUCAACAGCUUCAACUAUCUCAGCUUCGUCGUGGGCAUAAUGACGCUGGUGUUGAAUAUCAAUAACAACAUCAAUAAUAACAAUAAUAACAACAACAAUAAUAAUAACAACAAUCUGGACAAUAAUAAUGUGAACGCCAACUUGAACAGCAACAACGCAAAUCAGGUGAACAUCAUGCCGCCGGGCCGUCGAAGGAGACGGAGACGGAGACGGAGACGGCGCAGGUCGUUCCGGGCUCACAUGAAGGAGAGGCAGCGGGAGCUGGAGGACAUGGUCCGCAGCUGGUCGCUCGCUGUUCACGGCAGUCCUCCUGUCUCUCCGUCCUCCGAGAAUGGCUGUCCUCAGAGGAGAGGACGCCGCCGCCGAGGACUCUCGGCAGAGCGAGAGGAGGCCGAGUGUGGUUUAAGAGUGGCCUGCACUCUGCUGGGGCCGCUCGGACACCACCUGCACGCGCACUUACGAGAUAUAUAAUGAUAAAAUCUACAAACAGUUUUAUUCGCACUCCGGACUUCAACGGUAGGAAAUGAGUGAAAUUGGAGGACGUCUGACCCCGUUUAUCGGAGAAUUAGGAUAUCGAAGCUGCGAGAAAAUGCAAUUUAUUUUAUGUGCGUUAUCAUUAGCCGGGUUCAAAUUUGCAACUAUAACCAUGUGCAUUGUGCACUGCAUAACACAUGUGUACAAUUUGCAAUGCGUUCUUUGGACAGAUGAUGAUUGAUGAAUAAUGUAAUUUGGGUGGUAGCAAUUUAGCCAGCUAUUACCGUCGCAUUGCUCUCAUAUGUUUUAAUAAAAUAACGCUUUUGCUGCUC